This is a messenger RNA of Iphiclides podalirius (scarce swallowtail), 1950 nucleotides long. The record is from the annotation of a GenBank genome assembly. Lineage: Eukaryota; Metazoa; Arthropoda; Insecta; Lepidoptera; Papilionidae.
AUGGAAUUUCUAACGCGGAAAGUCAAAUCUGUCGCUAAGAUUGACGUGUGUCAAAUCAAUGGCGAGAGCGAUUCUCAAAAACAUAAGCGGAGCGAGUCCGCGAUGAGUCCAGCGCCCCCCGCGCUGCAGAACAAAAGCAGCACUCAGCUCUGCGUUGGCAAUCAGUCGCACUCUGUCUGCGGAAGCAAGUGUACGCCCGUUGAUUUAGAAAUGGAGCGCGAUCGCAUCGGAAUGUGGGGAAGUGGGGACGGUCCGUCAACGGGCAAGAUCUCCGGUCUCGACCGGCUUAAGCAUCCCGGUCUCAACAAGGGUUUGGCGUUCACCAUCAGCGAGCGUCAGGCCUUGGGUAUCCAUGGCCUACUGCCGGCGAGGGUCAAGACGCAGGAGGAGCAGGUCCAGCUCUGCAAAAUCUCGAUCGAGCGAUACGAAGACCCCCUGAACAAAUACAUCUACCUUAUGGGGCUACUGGACCGCAACGAGCACCUGUUCUACAGCUACGUGGCGGGUAACGUUGCAGACGCGAUGCCCAUAGUGUACACUCCGACCGUGGGCCUUGCCUGCCAGAAGUACGGACUCAUCUACCGUCGUCCCCGCGGACUUUUCAUCACCAUCAACGACAAGGGACACGUCUACGAUAUACUGAAGAACUGGCCCGAGACCGACGUCCGUGCCAUCGUGGUGACUGACGGCGAACGUAUCCUGGGCUUGGGGGAUUUGGGUGCGUGCGGUAUGGGAAUCCCCGUUGGCAAGCUGGCGCUUUACACGGCCCUGGCAGGAAUCAAGCCACACCAGUGCCUGCCCAUCACGCUUGACGUGGGCACGAACAACGAGACGAUGCUGAAGGACCCGCUGUACAUCGGCCUGAGGCAGAGGCGCGUGCGCGGCGCGCCGUACGACGACUUCGUGGAGGAGUUCAUGCGCGCGGUGGUGCGCCGCUUCGGCCAGAACUGCCUCGUCCAGUUCGAGGACUUUGGCAACGCGAACGCGUUCCGGCUGCUGGAGAAGUACCGCGGAAAGUACUGCACGUUCAACGACGACAUCCAGGGCACGGCGGCGGUGGCGGUGGCGGGCCUUUUGGCCAGUCUGCGCCUCACCGGCAAGAAGCUGGCCGACAACACCUUCGUGUUCCAGGGCGCUGGGGAGGCGUCGUUGGGCAUCGCAGAGUUGUGCGUGAUGGCGAUGAAGGCAGAGGGCGCCACAGACGCGGAGGCGCGCGCCCGCAUCUGGAUGGUCGACUCGAAGGGUCUGAUUGUGCGCGAUCGGCCCGAGGGUGGUCUGAACGAGCACAAGGAGAAGUUCGCGAAGGACUGCCCCCCCAUUCGCACCCUCGAGGAGGUGGUGGACGCGGCUAGGCCCUCGGUGCUCAUCGGCGCUGCCGCCAUCCGUGGCGCCUUCACGCCCUCUAUCCUGCGCAAGAUGGCGUCCAACAACGAGCGCCCCGUCAUAUUCGCGCUCUCCAACCCCACCAGCAAGGCGGAGUGCACCGCCGAGGAGGCGUACUCCAACACGGACGAGCGCGCCAUCUUCGCGUCGGGCUCCCCGUUCCCGGACUUCCGCACGAAGGACGGGCGCACCCUCCGCCCGGGGCAGGGCAACAACGCCUACAUCUUCCCCGGCCUGGCGCUCGGCAUCGUGUGCGCGGGCAUCGUCGACGUGUCCGAGGACUUCAUGCUGCUCGCCGCGGAGGCCCUAGCUGAGGUCGUAUCUCAGGAGGACUUGGACCGCGGCAGUUUGUACCCUCCAUUGGAGGCCAUACAGGAUUGUUCCGUCAAGAUUGCUAAGAAGAUUUUCGAGCACGCCUACAGCACGGGCAAAGCGCAAGUGCAGCCGCAGCCGCUGGACACGGAGGCGUUCAUCCGCGCGCAGAUGUACGACCCGCACUACGACGCCGCCCUCCCGCCGCAGUACUCGUGGCCCGACGCCAACGCUUCGCCCACCGUCGACCUAAUC